Messenger RNA from Periconia digitata, 1875 nucleotides. NCBI's taxonomy places the organism in Eukaryota, Fungi, Ascomycota, Dothideomycetes, Pleosporales, Periconiaceae. The record is from the annotation of a GenBank genome assembly.
ACCUUUGUUGUUCGUUCAUUCAUUUACUCCCGACUAUACCUUCCUUUUCGACAGAGCUUGGUCUCUCCGCUUUUGCUUUUGUCGUGGACGAUUUUGCUUCAUAUAUUCCCAGAAACACUUUUCGCUCCGUUGUCAUCGCCGAAUUCCAAGAUGCUCGUCUCCACUGCUUUGGCUCUUGCCGGCACGGCUAGUUUCGCCGUUGCGCAUCCAUUUCGCCCAACCACUGCUCGUCGAGCCGUCACCUCUUUCCCCGCCGGUACCUCUUUCGAUAUCAUUCUCAACAAAGCCUCAACCAACGCCAAGGAGAUAUCUUCCAACAACGCCUUUUCGGUCAUCGAUAUAGAUCUGUUUGACAACGAUGCUAACACUAUUGCCGACUACAAGGCAGCUGGCAAGAAAGUGAUUUGCUACUUCUCCGCUGGAACCCGUGAGGACUGGCGUGACGACAAGACUAGCUUCCAGAGCAGUGACUAUGGCAAGGCCAUGGAAGACUGGCCUGGCGAGAACUGGGUUAGCGUGAAGAGUGACAACGUCAAAGCCAUUAUGAAGAAGCGUAUUGCACUGGCCAAAGAGAAGGGCUGUGAUGCAAUCGACCCAGACAAUACCGAUGGUUUCAGCAGUAACCAAGACGGCUGGGGCUUCCAAAAGGCCGACUACGCCGCCUACAUCAAGUUUUUGGCUCAAGAAGCUGCCGCCGUUGACCUCUCCAUUGGCCUCAAGAACUCGCUCGAUCUCAUCCCUGACGUCAUCGAUGUAGUUCAGUUCGCGGUCAAUGAGCAGUGCCACGAGUAUGAAGAAUGUGAUGCGUACAAGCCUUUCACUGCCGCCGACAAGGCCGUGUUCAACAUCGAGUACGGCGGUCAAAAGUGUGAUUCUCCUGCUGAUGUCAAACUCACCAUCUUGAACAAACCCGCCGACCAGGGGUUGAACACUCUCGGUGGCCAGUGUGCCGUCAGCGGAGGUGAGCCAGCUGCUGCCCCAUCUUCCAGUCAAGCUCCCGUGAGCUCUGCGAAACCUUCGGCUACGGAUGGUGCUACGAAGCCAAGUGUAACUGCGGCUCCAUCGGCUACCCAGACUGGGGCUCCUCCUGAGCCGACGCCCACCACUCCCAGCGAGGAUGAUAAUGAGGAAGACGGAGACGGAGAAGAGGAGGGAGAGGAGGAGAAGAGCAGGCCGAAGAAAGGGCAAUCGUGGGCCUGGUGGAAGAACAACUAAGCAGUUACUUCAGUUGAGCAACAUCGUCGCGGGGGAAGGGCAUGUUUCUGGGUACGAGCUUCUGGGGUUUUUGGAGGGACUUGACGUCUUUCGAGGAGUACAAUUCGCUUCUUUCGUAGAUAUUACGCCUUCUUCAAGCGCAUAGCGCAAAAAAUUACAUUCGUUUGUUGGUUUUGGUUGUCCUGAUUUAAGUGCCGGUCCCUCGAGUGUAGUGUCAAGCCCUUGUACCUCGUCAGAGCUUCAAUCUCUCUCACAGAAGGGGAGAAGGAACACCGGUGUGUCAAAGGACCUAGGUAGGGUUUACUCCAGAAUAUCGGGUGAUCUUAUGAAAAUGUGCCCAAUGAGGACUAAUAUUUGAACCUUGCAAGAACGUUCAGUAGCAAAAAUCACGUGAACAUGCCUGCGGGCAGUUGCGACGUCUAGACUGAAGGAGGGAACGGAUACCUUCCCCUCUACGCUCUCCUUUCUCACAGACGGCCUACGUCAUGACCGUGCAGCAAUGAUAAUGCACGAUUGAAAGACCCUGGUAAUGGGGAGGCUAAUCCAUUUCUCUCUGCUCACCGCAUCAGCGCACAAUCGUGUCAUCGUACAGAUUGUUCGUGCAAGACAGGCAUGCAUAUAUGCACUCAUGGAGGCCGAACGGUCGAUAAGUCAACGCCG